GGGUGGGGUGGUUCCGUAGAGAGAACUGCAAGCCCCCAAGUGGGUCAGUCUGUGACUUCUCACCGGAACGCGGGAGGAACGCGCUCUGUGGGCAAAAUUGGACUCCACCAACUUCCGACGACAAGCUUGGGACAGAGUCCUGGAGUCCUGAACGACAAGUGAGUGGGCCCAAGAGAAGGACAGUCCAGGGUCACCAACCAGAUCGCCAUGGCCGUGGCCGCCCGCCGUCUGUGCCAUAUCGCCUUUCACGUGCCCACAGGGCAGCCCCUUGCCCAGGAUCUGCAGCGCUUCUUCGGCUUCCAGCCCUUGGCGGUGCGGGAGGCAGACGGCUGGCGGCAGCUGGCCCUGCGCAGCGGCGAUGCGGUCUUUUUGGUGAAUGAGGGCACGGGCACCCGGGAGCCGCUCUACGGCGUGGACCCGCAUCACGCCGUGCCCAGCGCCACCAACCUGUGCUUUGAUGUGGCGGACGCGGGCGAAGCUGCCCGGGCGCUGGAGGCGCAGGGCUGCAGCGUGCUGGUAUGCCCUGUUAGCGUGCAGGAUGCACAGGGUGCCGCCACCUACACCGUGGUCAGCUCGCCAGCCGGCAACCUCAGCCUGACGCUGCUGGAGCGCACCGAUUGCCACGGACCCUUCUUGCCCGGUUUCCGGCCCCUGUCCUCCAAAACUGGCCAGGGCUGGAUCAGCCACGUGGACCAUCUGACCCUGGCCUGCACCCGCGGCAGCUCCCCCACUAUGAUACGCUGGUUCCACGACUGUCUAGGUUUUCACCACCUGCCACUGAGCCCAGGUGAGGAUCCGGAGCUGGGCCUCCAGGUGACAGCAGGGUCCGGGCAAGGGGGGCUGAGGCUCACUGCCCUGCAGACCGGGCCAUGCAGUACUGUCCCCACUCUCGUGCUGGCCGAGUCCCUGCCCGGAGCCGCCAGUGGACAGGACCAGGUGGAGCAGUUCCUGGCCCACAACAGAGGGCCAGGCCUACAGCACGUAGGGCUGUACACUCCAAACAUCAUAGAAGCCACUGAUGGGGUGACUAUGGCUGGGGGCCGGCUCCUGACUCCCCCUAAGGCCUACUACCAGCAGCCAAGCAAGGAAAGUCAGAUCCUAGCUGCAGGGCACGAGCCCAAGCGUCUGGCCCUACAGGGAAUCCUGCUAGAUGGUGAUAGAGGCAAGUUUUUGCUUCAGGUCUUCACCAAGUCCCUCUUUGCAGAGGACACAUUCUUCCUGGAGCUGAUUCAAAGGCAGGGGGCUACAGGUUUUGGCCAGGGCAACAUCCGGGCCCUGUGGCAGUCGGUGGAGCAAGCUGCCAGGGGUCAGGAAGCCUGAGGAAAGCCAGAGCUGACAGCCACCUGUCCUGGAGGUCUGGGAAGUCCAGCA
Molossus molossus (Pallas's mastiff bat) is the source of this 1371-nucleotide messenger RNA. It is a transcript of the gene HPDL, whose product is annotated as 4-hydroxyphenylpyruvate dioxygenase like. The coding region runs from base 208 to 1320 and encodes 370 amino acids. NCBI's taxonomy places the organism in Eukaryota, Metazoa, Chordata, Mammalia, Chiroptera, Molossidae. Gene Ontology annotation, molecular function: 4-hydroxyphenylpyruvate dioxygenase activity. The transcript has a single exon. The record is from RefSeq and is a predicted model, not a curated record. Gene Ontology annotation, biological process: aromatic amino acid metabolic process.